AUGAGGAGUCGGGCAUGUGGUGGUACGCAGAAGCGGGAUGGAACCUUGGAGGAGCCUUGUGGGGAACCAACUUCCGCUGAGCCGAGUGCUGAGACUGUUCUCCUACUGUCCUCUUUGUUGUCUGCUGAAAGAAAUGAGCCCAAUACGCGUCUUGAACAUGUCCUCGCUUGCGUUGAGAGCGUGCCAUCGUUGGUCUUGUGUCAGCCGUUGCUCCAGUCAGUCCAGGAGACGUUGGGAUCUGAGUACUGGCUGCUAGACUCAGGCGCUUCGAGCUGUGUGGUGACCCGGAAAUCGCUUGAGCAGUUGCAUCAUGACGAAAUUGUGCCUUGUGGGGCACUCUUUACCGCAGCAAAUGGCGCCCCGGUACCGUUUCUAGGACGUUGCAGUGUUGUUCUGCGUGUACGCACGCGGGAUGAAAAGGGAGUCAUCAAGGAUGGUGUGUGCAGAGUGCCAGUGAUGGUUGGUGACACUCCCUAUAACAUCCUGUCGACGAGCGCACUUGGUCGGUUGGGUUGGCGAGUUGUGUUGGAUGAAGGGGUGCAUGUGUCGCGUGUGAGAACUCCUGUUGAGAUGAUUGACACGUGCAUCUGGUGCGACACUCCUUGGAUCAAAGUCCUGGACAGCUCAGGUCAUGAUCAAAUGCUGGCCUUGUUUGAAGAGGACGUGUGUGAACAAGAUGUUGCUACGUCAGCGUCCGUUGGGCAUGUUGCUGUGCUUUCCCGGCGUACGCAGGAGGAACUUGAAGUCCAUCGAACAAAGGGGCAUGUGCCUUUUCAUCCAGACUGUGAACAUUGUGUAAAGUCCCGGGGAGUGAAUCGGCAUAGGCGUCGCUUGGAGCAUGGGCUUGAGACUGAAAUUGUUGCCGAUUUUAUGUACUUGAGUGCAGUUGGUGAGUCGGUCAGCGUGGUGGAUCAACAAACAGAUGACUCUUUCAAGGUUCUUGUUUUGCGUGAGUCGUUUUCUUCAUGCGUUGGAGCCAUUGUCAUGACGGAGAAUGUGAGCAAGGAUCGUGCCCUUUUGAUGAAGUGGCUGGCAGAGUUUGGGUUGUUUGGUGCCUCAGACAGGUACACCUUCCUGGUGAGGAAAGCGGCGCCACAAGCUCAUGAGCAAAUCGGAGGAGCUGAGCGCACAGUGAGAGUUCUGAAGGAGGGUCUUGCCACUCUUCAGUCUGACUUCCAAGAGCUUGGUUUUGCACUAGUGUUUCGGAGAGACUUGGUGCAGCUUGUGCUUACUUACUUGUGCAUGAGUGGCAAUGCUAACGACAAGGCGUUUGGUGGGGAGCGUGCACCAAAGGAGAUCGACCGAGAACACCGGGUGAGCAUCCAGUGGCUCCUCGCAUCCUUCCAAGCCCACCGAAAGAGUUCUUUGAGCGAUUUGGACCGUCUGAUGGAUGUCGAGCGUGUGAUUGCAUGCUGCGCCUUGGAUCUCGAAAGGGAUUGUCGCAUGGGCGUGCGUGCUGUGAUCGAUAUGAAGCUUGGCUGCGCAGUCAGUUGGUUGAGGAGUCUGCUGGAGAGCCUCCUGCGCACGCACCAGCUCCAGAAGUGGUGCAGGAUGCACUUGCAACGUUGGAAGAAGCUGGAGAAGCCGAAAAUGCACAAGAUGGUUCUGAAGUGCCACUGCCGAGUGCAAAGAAAUUGCGACGUGAGCCCGAAACUCCUUCAGCUGAGCUUCCUGAGCGAUCGGUUCCAAGAAGGUGAGCAGGGUGAUGUUCCUGGUCUUGUGCCUGUUGCUCCAAGUGCACCCUCGGAGGCGCUAGAGAUGUCCAGUGAGAUUGACCAUGACGUGGACAUGCCCAUGGAAGAUGACAUUCGGACUGAGCCUGAGUUGACCACGAGAAGCGUGAAGCGAUCGUCUGAAGUCCCUGUUGAGAAGUUGGAGGAGGAAAUGCGACAAGGUGUGAACGCUUGCGUGGUACAGGUGCAUAAUUGUGAGACUGGCAAUGACAUCUACAUGCCUUUGUCUAGCUUUGUUGAGCAAGCGUUUCAGGUGACCCAGCAUGUGCCUUUGCUUUCCGGUUUGCUUGACUCUGUGCAGUUUGCUCCCAACGCUACAAGUGUCGUUGUGCCUUUUGGGAAGCGUUCACAUCUACGAGUUUGGCGCCCGAGAUCAGCAGUUGAUGAUUCGACGUUGUCUGAGCUACCAGGUGAUGAAGUCAUGGAGGGAAUGCUCAAGGAAGUGAACAACCUCAGUCACAUGGAGACCGGGGAUCUUUUAACGGCUUCUGAGUUGCAAGCACUUGAGAAGAAGUUUCCUGGAGGUGAUGUGUCGCAUGCUUUCAUGGCAACGCCGCUGCGUGAGCGUGAUGUGGUGAUGAAGUUUCCUCUGUCAGACCGUGCAUACUGCUGGUGUAUGUUUGACGACUUUCUCUUGAUGACGCCAACAGAAGAGGAUGCAAACCGCAUCUUUGAGGCCAUUGAGCGUUUAGUGGAGUUGAAGAGAACCGGGGUGAUUCGAUCUUCAGCAGCUGGAGGCGGGGUGUUGAGAUUCAUCGGUCGUGUCAUCUCUCGUAGGAAGGGUGAGGCUUCGUUGACUGUUUCUUUGCCACAGGACUAUCUUGAUGACACCUUUAACGCCUAUGGGUUAUCUGGAAAAGGAACUUCAAGUCCACCGGACGUUGCAGUGCAUGUAGAAAAGGAAGGUGGGCUGCCACUGAGUCCUGAAGCUUACGCGCGGUUCAGGUCGGCGCUGGGAAAGGUGGCUUGGAUGACGCAGACACGGCAGGACCUUCGAGCUUAUGUUUCAAUUCUGGCCACUCAACAAUCAAUCCCAACCAACAAUACCGAGCAGGGACUGCGGGCCUUGCUGCGGUAUCUACAGAACGACAUGUGCGUGGCUGUGAGGUUGCCUGCGGCCAGUGACGUUCUACAUCAGCAGAAACAUUUUUCACAGCAAAAACACAUGGUCUGUUUUUCGGAUGCGUCGCACGCUCCUCUUCGUUGCACCAAAAAACGAGGUAUUACUGGAGGAGUGUUGACAGUAGACGGGUGUGUUGUCAAAACCUUAUGUCGACAUCAACAGCUUGUGUCGCUAUCUAGCAUGGAGAGUGAACUGUUUGCUUUGCAAGCUGUGGCGCAGGAGAUGUCAAGCUUGGGGAAAUUUCUCGGCAGGGUUUUUGGUACGUUUGGAGAAGUGGAGGCUGCAGAGAUCCCAGGUGUCUUGUUUUCGGACUCAGAGUCCUCACUGAAGCUUCUGAAGAACAUGGACAUUCCUAAGAGGAGUCGCCACCUUGAGAUACGUGUUGAGUGGCUGAAGUCGAGGGUUGUUGAGGGUCAGUUGGUUCUUGCCUUUCGAAAGGGGGUGGACAAUCCGAGUGACCUACUCACGAAGUGCCUUGGAAGUGCAGCCUUUGGCAUCCAUCGACAGUCUCUUGGCUUUGAGCUUUUUGCGAGUCCGAUCUGCAGUUUGGCUAAUGCAAGUAGGCGCUACGUUGUCGUGGAGGUGUGUUGCCGGGAACAGUCGAGCAUUCAAGCCGUGUGCAGCAUGUUAGGUGUAUCGUACGCGGGUGUGUGCGCCAACAUGCAAAGCCCGAAAGUGUUCGCAAGCCUGAAGUCCUACCUUGCAAACUUUGAGAAGAGUGACGUUUUUGUCCAUGUAUCCACUCCAUGCUCCUCCGGCUCGCCACUUCGAAAUUUCACGCAUGGAAGGGUAUCGUCUGAGCAAACACGAUCCGAUUGGGAGUGGUUUGAAGUGUUCCCGUCCGUUCGAAAGUACUUGUGUCUUGGAGCGCAUUCUAGCUUUGAGCUUCCUUGGAGCAAUCGAAUCUGGGGCUACGCGAUGUGUAAGAGGGUUCUGCGCGAAGCUAAGCAUGACUUUGAGGUUCCUGUGAAGCUCUGUGUGACGGGUUUGACGGCAAAAGCCUAUCGAGAAGGUUUUGGGCUUCACCUCAACGUCUGA
Molecule: messenger RNA, 3894 nt
Organism: Symbiodinium natans
Lineage: Eukaryota; Dinophyceae; Suessiales; Symbiodiniaceae
Source: the annotation of a GenBank genome assembly